Messenger RNA from Vigna unguiculata (cowpea), 588 nucleotides. Its product is annotated as hexokinase-1 protein. NCBI's taxonomy places the organism in Eukaryota, Viridiplantae, Streptophyta, Magnoliopsida, Fabales, Fabaceae. The record is from RefSeq and is a predicted model, not a curated record.
CAGAGACUAUUUCUUAGUGAAAAAUUAUUACUGAGUUACGGCGAGUUUGAAGAAGAAAAGAAUAGGGUUUUCUUUUUCAUUGUUCUAACAGCGUUUGCCCCAAAAGUGAAGGAGAGAAGAAGAAGAGAGGAAAGAUGAGCAACGAAUCAAGGCCGGUGCCGAGGAGAGAGAGUCCAUGGGGAAUCACCGGAGACAAUCAUCCUGAACCCAAAGCUCACCGUUGCAACGACCGUGUUGAGGAUGUUAUCCAGGCUUGCUUUGAGGGAAACCCAUUCAAGACUGUUCCGGGACCUUUCAAGCUCUUCUGGCAGUGCAUGCGUUCAAAACCUGGUGAGGAACCAACAGAACCAUAUACUUAUCUAGAUUUUGAUCCUCCAAAGAAAGAGGCGAAUCCUGUGAAACCUGAUCAGUAGUGGUUUCAAAAUUUCCCUCCUUGUGGAUGUUUUAUGAGAAGGAAAUAUGUAACUAAAUUGUUUUUGUUUCUUACAUUAAAACAGACUUCCUAUGCCUUAUUACUUAAGAAAUCAUGGCUAGUUGCAUUUUUGAAUAAUUUCCAUGAUAAUCGAUUGGUUUUAGUUUUCAAUGUAA